Messenger RNA from Emericellopsis atlantica, 2542 nucleotides. RefSeq names its product oligopeptide transporter. The transcript has a single exon. NCBI's taxonomy places the organism in Eukaryota, Fungi, Ascomycota, Sordariomycetes, Hypocreales, Bionectriaceae. Bases 400 to 2253 code for a protein of 617 amino acids. The record is from RefSeq and is a predicted model, not a curated record. Gene Ontology annotation, cellular component: membrane. Gene Ontology annotation, molecular function: dipeptide transmembrane transporter activity. Gene Ontology annotation, biological process: transmembrane transport; oligopeptide transport.
CCCACCCACCCACACCAUCUCUGCCCGCCCCUCCCACUGAUAUCCCGGGGUAUGUGCAUCAAGGGUCGAGCGACUGGAGUCUCGGCGUUGGCCACUGCGCUGGGCAGGCGAAUAAUCAGACGGACAAGACAGGCGUUCGUCGUAUCUGGCCGAGGAGGAGAUGCUGAUAGCCACCGAGUGGAUAGUCUAGCGCUAACUGGUGACAACAACGUUGCAACCGAGCACGCGAGCCGCAUGGCACAUAUAUAUCCAUCCUUCCUUCCCCCGUUCCCUCGUGCCUUCUCUCCUUUGCUCAUCGUGUGCUCGUGCCUUCACGUCUCCUUCCAAAUAACUUCCUCCCCUUCCCAUCGUCACACUGUGGCCUGAGAAUAGAGAGUUGUUACUCGCACAACCGCCAUCAUGUCGACCACCGCCAACAUGGACGCGGACGCCAUCGCGCGGGCCGGCCUCACAGAUGCCGAGCACCACGGCGUCUACCCCAACGCCGCCCGGGGCUCCAUGGACGUCAGGAAGUCCAUGGACGUCAAGAAGGAGACGCAUGACCAAGACGUCGUCUCGACCUCGGACGAGGAUGACUACCCCGACAAGCCCACCGAGGAGGAGAUGCGCACCCUGCCUCGUGUCUCCGGCAAGAUCAUGUGGAGCAUGUGGACCAUUGCCUUCGUUGAGCUUUGCGAGCGUUUCUCCUACUACGGUUCCGCCGUCCUCUACACCAACUAUGUCGCCUACCCUCUGCCCGAGGGCUCCAGCACCGGCGCGCCCGUCGUCUCGGGUGGCCAGCCUGGUGCCACCGGCAUGGGCUCCAAGGCCGCCCAGGGCAUCAACUUGACCAACCAGUUCUUCACCUAUCUGACCCCCCUCCUCGGUGCCUACAUUGCCGAUGCUCGCAUGGGCCGUUUCUGGACUAUCCAUCUGGCCAUUGGCAUCGCCACCAUUGCCCACGUCGUCCUCACCGUCGCCGCCUCGCCCACCGUCAUCGACCAGGGCAGCACUGGCUUCGGCGUCUUCAUCCUCGGUCUGCUCCUCCUCUGUCUUGGCAGCGGCUUCUUCAAGGCCAACGUCUCUCCCCUCCUGGCUGAGCAGAACCCGGACACCCGCAUGCGCGUCGAGGAGCGCAAGGGCAAGCGCGUCAUCGUCGACCCUUCCCUCACCAACACGCGUGUCUUCCUCUACUUCUACCUCUGCAUCAACAUCGGCGCGCUCUCUGGUCAGAUCGGCAUGGUCUUUGUCGAGAACCAGUACGGUUUCUGGCAGGCCUUCGUGAUCCCCACGGCGCUCUUCCUGCUCUGCCCCCUCGUCUUGUGGUCGCAGAAGAAGAAGUACAAGCUCACGCCACCGACCGGCUCCCUGCUCUCCAAGUUCCUCCGCAUGUUCCGCUUUGUGCAGAAGAACUCGUCUUUCUGGAAGCCCAACUGGGAUGUCGCCAAGCCCUCCAACGUCUCGCUCGACCAGCGCCCCAAGUGGAUGACCUACGACGACGCCUGGGUGGACGAGGUCCGCCGUGGUCUCAUGGCCUGCAAGGUCUUCCUCUUUCUGCCCAUCUUCUUCCUGGCCUACAACCAGAUGACCGGCAACCUGACCACCCAGGCCUCGACCAUGCAGCGCCACGGUGUCCCCAACGAUAUUAUCCAGAACCUCAACCCCAUCUCCAUCGUUAUCAUGAUCCCCCUCAUCGACCACGGCCUCUACCCCGGUCUCCGCAAGAUCGGCAUCGCCUUCACCCCCAUUAAGCGUAUGACAGCCGGUUUCAUCUUUGCCACCAUCUCCAUGAUCGCCGCCGCCGUCAUGCAGCACUACAUCUACGUGAUGAACCCCGACUGCGGUGACAUGAUCACCAACAAGCUCACCUCGGGCGAGGACUGCCGCCCGGCGCCCAUCAACGUCUGGGCGCAGGCGCUGCCCUACAUCUUCAUCGGUCUCGCCGAGAUCUUCACCAACGUCACCUCGUACGAGUACGCCUUCUCCAAGGCCCCCGCCAACAUGAAGUCGCUCGUCAUGUCCGUCAACCUGUUCAUGUCGGCCCUGUCGGCCGCCGUCGGCCAGGCCUUCACCCCCAUUUCCGGUGACCCCUUCCUGGUGUGGAACUACACCACCGUCGCCAUCAUCUCCUUCCUCGGCGGUGCCGGCUUCUGGUUCUGCUUCCGCCACCUCGACUCUGACGAGGACAAGUGGAACAUGCUCAAGAAGUCCGAGUACAUUGGCCAGAACCAGCCCACCCACACCGUCAAGGGCGCCGAGCACGGCGAGGCUUAAGGGAGCUAUGGCUGCCAGGCUGAGUGGAAGCGUUUGCCACGAUGUGAGACGUCGUUUAUGAGAUAUCCCGAUAUAGCAUCAAGAUGUUAAUCUAUACCCAUUAUUCAUUACUCUGCUGUGUUCAGUGAAGUCGCCUGCGAAAUAGUAUACUGUAGGCCUGCAACCUUGGUAGUAGGCCUGCAACCUUGGUAGCAGGACCUUCAUGUCUUGACGUGUAUGUAGCAUGAUUCAACUGCUUGGAUCCUACAAUGAACGGCCUGGGAUUGUGGUACACGUCGGCGCGUCAUAA